AUGAGAGAAGAGGUGUCCUGCACAAACUCCCCUGAAGGAGGACUGGGGGCCAGCGAAGAGGAACUGGAGAGAGGAUCAAAGAAGACCCUCCAAACAGGAAACCGAAAACGUUCCCCGUAUCCAAAGAAGGACAGCCUCGUUCAGGCGGAGGAGAGCAGCACCGGCAGCCCCACUAGCCUGCUGCCAUCUGGGGCGAAGAGGUUGAAGAAAAGCCCUACAACAGUCGUGUCAUUGGCCCCCACGUCGCUGGGCCCAAGGCCAGAGCAGCCCUUCGAGGACCUCCACUCACAGCGCGUCAUAGCCAACGUGCGGGAGCGUCAACGCACUCAGUCCCUGAACGACGCCUUUGCCUCUCUACGCAAGAUCAUCCCCACGCUACCUUCAGACAAGCUGAGCAAGAUCCAGAUCCUGAAGCUGGCCUCGCGCUACAUCGACUUCCUCUACCAGGUGCUGCAAAGCGAUGAGAUGGACGCCAAGCUGGCCAGCUGCAACUACCUGGCCCACGAAAGACUCAGCUAUGCUUUCUCCGUCUGGAGGAUGGAGGGGGCCUGGGCCAUGUCCACCAGCCACUAG
Xiphias gladius (swordfish) is the source of this 573-nucleotide messenger RNA. Its product is annotated as twist-related protein 2-like. NCBI's taxonomy places the organism in Eukaryota, Metazoa, Chordata, Actinopteri, Istiophoriformes, Xiphiidae. Gene Ontology annotation, biological process: developmental process; regulation of transcription by RNA polymerase II. The record is from RefSeq and is a predicted model, not a curated record. Bases 1 to 573 code for a protein of 190 amino acids. Gene Ontology annotation, molecular function: DNA-binding transcription factor activity, RNA polymerase II-specific; protein dimerization activity; RNA polymerase II transcription regulatory region sequence-specific DNA binding. The transcript has a single exon.